UUGAGAAGAUCAACAAGGACAUCGGCACUCUUUCAGACACCGUCAGAGCCACGGAAAAGGAGAUGGGAACUGAACAUGCACUCUUCCUUCAGAACUUCAAGGCUACAAUGGAAAGAGCCCAGUACACACUGCCAGAUCUACCACAGCAGCCAGACUGCGUUUCAGGAUGUCUGAUCAAUGUGGCAGAACACCUGGGCAACCUAAAGUUCAGGGUCUGGGAGAAGAUGAAGAACAAAGUUCAGUAUACCUCUGUGAUCCUGGACCCAAACAGUGCCCACCCACGCCUCAUCCUGUCCAGAGAUCUGACCAGCAUCAGCUUCGGUGACGCUAAGCAGCUUCCUGACAACGCGGAACGCUUUGACUACUGGGAAUGUGUUGUGGGCUCAGGGGGCUUGGACUCAGGAUGCCACUGCUGGGAUGUUGAGGUCGGGGACAGCAAAGGCUGGGAUGUGGGUGUGACCCCCGAGUCCAACCAGAGGAAGGGGAUCAGCUUCUCCUGGGAGAGAGUGUGGCGUGUGGGCUUCAGGGAGACGGGGAUGCACUACUCAGGACCUCACCUCCACAAGCUCCAGCAGAGACUGCAGAGGGUCAGAGUGCACCUGAACAUGGCCACAGGGCAGCUGGCAUUCUGGGACCCCAUCAGUGACACACACUUGCACACCUUCACACACACCUUCACAGAGAGUCUCUUCCCGUUCUUCUACAGCAACCUCUCAAACGCUCCUCAAAGGAUUCUGCCAGGGAAGAUCUCAGUUUUCUUAGAAUAA
Clupea harengus (Atlantic herring) is the source of this 767-nucleotide messenger RNA. Its product is annotated as nuclear factor 7, ovary-like. The transcript has 4 exons. Gene Ontology annotation, molecular function: protein binding; zinc ion binding. NCBI's taxonomy places the organism in Eukaryota, Metazoa, Chordata, Actinopteri, Clupeiformes, Clupeidae. The coding region runs from base 63 to 767 and encodes 234 amino acids. The record is from RefSeq and is a predicted model, not a curated record.